Molecule: messenger RNA, 4890 nt
Organism: Sciurus carolinensis (gray squirrel)
Lineage: Eukaryota; Metazoa; Chordata; Mammalia; Rodentia; Sciuridae
Gene: Ltb4r2
Product: leukotriene B4 receptor 2
Biological process (GO): neuropeptide signaling pathway; inflammatory response
Cellular component (GO): membrane
Molecular function (GO): G protein-coupled peptide receptor activity; leukotriene B4 receptor activity
Source: RefSeq, a predicted model, not a curated record
GUCUCACCCUCUGCAAAUGUGACAGACAUUGGCACCUGAACAGCUGCCUUACCUUUCGGUUUCCCCAGGUCUCUUGAAGGCCCCAACCCUGCCUGCUCCUAGCUGGGAGAAGAAUGCCAGUCUGCUACCGGCCCCCUGGGAACGAGACACUGCUGAGCUGGAAGGCCUCACGGACCACAGGCACGGUCUUUCUAUUGCUGGCGGCGCUACUGGGGCUGCCCGGUAAUGGCUUCGUAGUGUGGAGUCUGGCUGGAUGGCGGCCCGCACGGGGGCGACCACUAGCAGCCACGCUAGUGCUGCACCUGGCACUAGCGGAUGGCUCGGUCCUGCUACUCACGCCGCUCUUCGUGGCCUUCCUGACUGGGCAGGCCUGGCCGCUGGGCCAGGCGGGCUGCAAAGCCGUGUACUAUGUGUGCGCACUCAGCAUGUAUGCCAGCGUGCUGCUCACCGGACUGCUCAGCCUGCAGCGUUGCCUCGCAGUCACCCGCCCCUUCCUGGCGCCCCGGCUGCGCAGCCCGGCCCUGGCACGCCGCCUGCUGCUGGCAGUCUGGCUGGCCGCCCUGUUGCUGGCUGUCCCGGCCGCCGUAUACCGCCACCUCUGGGGGAACCAAGUGUGCCAGCUGUGCCACCCAUCGCCGGCCCACGCCGCCGUCCAUCUGAGCCUGGAGACUCUGACCGCCUUUGUGCUGCCUUUCGGGCUUGUGCUUGGUUGUUACGGCGUGACGCUAGUGCGGCUGCGGGGCGCCCGGUGGGGGUCUGGAAAGCACGGGUCGCGGGUGGGCCGCCUGGUGAGCGCCAUCGUACUCACCUUUGGCUUGCUCUGGGCUCCCUACCACGCGGUCAACCUAUUACAGGCGGUGGCAGUGCUCGCUCCGCCAGAAGGGGCCUUGGCGAGGCUCGGUGGUUUGGGCCAGGCAGCGCGAGCUGGAACUACAGCCUUGGCCUUCUUCAGCUCCAGUGUCAACCCGGUGCUCUACGUCUUCACUGCUGGGGAUCUGCUGCCUCGGGCGGGUCCCCGGUUCCUUACACGGCUCUUUGAGGGCUCUGGAGAAGCCCGAGGGACCAGCCGCUCGAGGGAGGGUACCAUGGAGCUCCGAACUACUCCCCGGCUACAAGUAGUGGGGCAGAGAAAGGGCAAUGGAGACCGGGGUGGGAUGGAGAAGGGCAGUCAGGAAUGGGGGUCCUUGACACCAAACCCUACAACCAAAUCUGCUUUUCCCUGCCACUUACCUUCUCCCCUGGAACUCACCCCUCUAGGACAUUUAGGGAUCCUUCUCUGACUAGUUUGGAUCUGGCAGGGUAAAUUAUUAUAUACGUGGAGCAGGCCCAGAUUCCUCCAAACAGAGGAACUCUGAGGGUAGUGAUGGCCCAUAUUAAAAAUACUGUGUGCUUGCAAGUUGGCAUAUACCCAUGUGCCAGCAUUGCUUGUUUGUUGCCAGUGGCUUUAUUGUGAAAUACAUUGGGAAGUCAUUAGAUGAUGACUUAAGUGUGUUCCCUUUGUUGGUUUAUCCUGAGUGAGUUGUACCGAAGCCACCUAAUUCCCAGCUGUACAGGCCAGGGUUGGACAGUACCAACCUUCAGUGGUAUCUUGUGCUACUCUCCUCAGCCCAGGUGGCUGGUUUCCCUAGGCCUACCCAUUGAACUACCUGGCAAAUGGAGAAAGAGCAAGGGAAGGUGUGGGAGUUUGGAUGUGGGAUGAGGAUGAUAUCCAUUCUUUGGACUCUGUUAAGAGCUGCCUGGGGGAAGAAACUGGCUCUGGAAGGAGAAAGUAAAUCUGUGGGAUUUGAAAGGAACAUGUUCCUGCCUAACCUGUUGGUACAAUGGGAGAGAGCACACGGGUGGACAGUGGUGUAGGGGCUUGGGAACCUGAGACUUACCUCCAUCUGACACCACCCCCAAAGCCUUCCUUACUUGAAAAAGAGCUCAGAAACCUGUUCUUUCUUCACUGGGGGACAUUCGUAGGUUGGGGUUAAGGGGUUAUGGGGAAUGACAGGAAUACUUGGAAAACAGGAAGAAUUUUUCAGGGAGGUAGCUCUUCCCUUUCUCCUCCUCUCUUCUUCUCUUCCCCCCUGUUAAGUUUUACCUCCUCCCAAUACUGCUAGAUAUUCCUAAUCUGUCCUUCAAUAUUUCUCAGCCUUGCCUUUUGGAAUCUUUCUAUUGCUGGGUCUAAAAACUGUUCUGGAUCUUGACACUUUUGAUUUUGGGGUAUAGAAUGGGAUUCUUUUUCAGGGAACAUCCACAAGCACCCAUGUGACCAAGUCAUUCCAGUUGAUCCAGAACUUUCCCAGGUUAGCAUUGUAAAUUCCUUAUCCCAACCCUGUCCAGUCCCCUAGCAAACUGAAAUGGUUGGUCACCUGAGUGGUUACUCUACCAUCAAGCUGUGGCCAUCAAGGCUCUGUUUUAGACAGUGUUCACUUCCUCCAGGCAGAGGUCAAGGACAACAAAAGAAACCAGUCCACAGGGUCAUGCCAGGGUCACCAAAACUAAGGUUAGAAUGAACUAGGGCGUUCAGAGCCUAGUCCUUAGUGGGGGAAUAAAGACCUUCAAGGAAGAUGGGUGGGGGAGCAGCUUGAGAGGGGGAGGCAAAGACAGCCCAGUUUCUGUCUGAAGGGGUAUAUGGUUGAAGGGGUUUCUCAGAGCUAAGAGCGUCUUUCUUCAAACACAGGCUUCUUCCUGGUCCUGGUGGCUCUAGGGCAGAGGUUACCUAACUUCCUGUUACAUGUUCCCCACCUCACACACCCGGUAUGGUCAGAGGGCCCUUCCUCAACUCUGCCUUCAGUUCUUGCUGUGGUUUCAGCCCAUUUCUUUUUCAUCAUAUCCUUUGCCUGACAGUUACUGGGUCAACUCUGCUCUGACUUUUCUUAAUGUAGAGCAAGUGGGAGUACUGAGGUAUCAGGGAUCUUAAUGACCACCAUUAUACCUUGCAACUUUCUUGAGAAGUGACAGGGUUGAAACAGAAGCAGGAAGGUAUUCUUAGUUUUUAUGUUCUACAGGAGAUUUCAAGGAGAGAAGACAUCCUUCCAUUCAGGAAAAAGAAGAGGGGACAUUUUGAGGGCUCUUUUCUUUUCAUAUUCCUGGAUUCCCCUCCUGGUAGGACUGUGUGCCCCUGUGCCCUUUCUUUUGCUUUCAUGCUCAGCCCAGGCUUCAGCCUCUACUUUGUCUGUCACAAGUGGAACUGAACCACCUAAGGCUGUGGGAAUACAGGAAAGAAGUGAUGCUGAUCUCCUUGCCCAGCCCUUUGUUCUUAAAAUCUAAACUUGGCAGGGCAGCCACAUAGACAAGCACCAGGCAAGUGACUGGGGGAAGGGGAAGAAAUUUGCAUUCCGUGUGAUACUAAGAAUACCACUUAGACUGGUUUCUACCACAGAGAAUGGAGAACUGGUUAACAUGGAAUGGAACCAAUCCCUUUAAGUGAAGGGAAGGAUGGGAGGUGCUGGGAGAUUGCCCUCUUCCCACAAGCAGGAUCAUGGCUCCAACUGAAGCAAGAACAGGAUGCUGUCCCCUUGGGCUUACUGACAUGCUCUCUUUAAAUCAUGAUGUCACCUAACCCACACCCAGACCCAGAAUCUCAUCACAGCUUCAGCCUAUGCUUUCCAUUAAUCUAAUUGUACACACAAACAUUUUAAUGUGAAACAUAAAGGAAAAAUUUGGAUACUGGCAUGUUAGGCUUUCAGUCUGAGCUAUUUCCCCUCGCCAGCCUCCUUCCCUCCUGCUAUGAUAUAACUAAUUACGUUUGCUCAAUUUUCCAGUCUAGACCUGCAUCUUUAGACCACACCUCAGCCAACUCAUCCUGGCACCCCUAUUUCCUCUCACAAUGCCCCUUCCUGGGCUCUUUUCAUUUGGACCCACUCCUGAGAGUCCUCCUUCCAGUUGGGCUGCCCUGGAACACAAAGACUAUCCCCUCCCUCCCAGUGAAGGGAGGAGGUGGGGGUUUCAGCCCCACCCUCAGGAAGAUGUGUCUUCCCCCUCCCGGGGUACUUCCUCUCUGAUUGACUUAGCUGACAGCGCUCACACCAGGGCCGGCACUGGGACAGAUCCAGGAUCAGCUAUAUCUUGUUCUGGCCCUGGGAUUGGCAUCAGCUUCCAGCCUCUACUUGGCAAAGCUUAUAAGUAAGUAUCCUAGAAAUGGGGAUGGUGGUGUAGGGGAUCAGGUACAGCCAUGAGAGAAUGUUGCAAAGGAAUCUCUAAAGAAAGCCUGACUCGUGUAAAAGGAGUGGGGAGAAUUUGUCUUCAAAGCCUACCCACUAACUCCUUCCUCAUCCCUGUUAUUUCUGGUGAACUCCUGGAUGUUUCUGGGGAGAGUGGGAAGGUGACUGAAAGAAGUCUGUGGGACUGAGGGGCUAAGGUCCUGGCAGGGGACACAGGUGCUAGCUAGCCUUUCAAAAAGUGUAGCAUGGGUGAGGAAAAUCACCCAGUUUGAUUCUGGGUUUCAGGAAAGGAGACUGAAAAGAUCUGGAAAUGUUGUUACUGGGGAUAGUUGUUUAUUUUGCAGUUGGAUCUGUUAACAGGAAAGGGCCCUAUGGCCCAGUUAGGAAAUUAGUCUUUCUACUCAACUGGAUCCCCUUAAGAUAGAAUCAGUUACUGGUGAUGGGCAGUAUAUUUCAGAAGUGCCUUUGAUGAUUCCGAUCUUGGAGACUUAUCAGAGUUUUCAGGCUAAGUGUGUCCAGGGAGUCAGGAAACCCUUGGCUCCCUACCCUUAUGAGUAUCCAUCCUCACUUCCAGGUCAUUGUGAUGGCCACCGAACACUACAUCUCCUGCAGCAUCCUCUUCACGAGGUGUCAUGUUCAUAUCUCUGUUGGCUAUCAUCCUACUGUCAGUGGCGCUGGCUGUGGGACUUCCUGGUAACAUCUUUGUGGUGUGGAGCAUCCUGAAAAGGAUGCACAAGCGCUC